This is a messenger RNA of Aphidius gifuensis, 3320 nucleotides long. It is a transcript of the gene Slip1, whose product is annotated as slo-interacting protein 1. Lineage: Eukaryota; Metazoa; Arthropoda; Insecta; Hymenoptera; Braconidae. Bases 792 to 3146 code for a protein of 784 amino acids. The record is from RefSeq and is a predicted model, not a curated record. Gene Ontology annotation, molecular function: protein binding. The transcript has 3 exons.
AUGAUUUCUUUGGUAAUCGAAAAAAAAAAAAAUCUUUCGAAAAAAAGAGCAAAACAAGAAGAUAAUCUGUCUCUCUUUUGUUGGCUACCGCGUGAUAUUACUUGAGGGGUUUGUUGGGAUGUCAAACAAGGGUUGUCACAAGGCGGGGAUACAAAAAAAAUCAAAAAAAAAAUGAGACAGCUGAAGCAGAAAACUCCAGUUUGCUCCAAUACGACGCCCCAGUAUCAUCCAACACCCUGCUGAUAUAUAUUCUUUUCUCUCCAGUUUAUUCAUCUCGGUCAUCAUCAUCUUCAUCACACAUACAUUGACAUCUGUCCCUUUUACAACCAUAUGUACAUAUUCAACAGUAAUCUGUACUUAUGUUUGUAUUAACAAAAAAAAAAAUCAGAGUAUGUGUACAUUAACAGUACAAACAUCACACAAACUAGAUGUAAUGUCAAAUGCAUUCAUCUAGUGCAUUCAUCAACUAGUUUUUUUAUUUUUAUUUUAUUUUUUCCAAUAUAAAAAUCAUAUUUUUUUUUUGUUAAUUUUAUUAAUUAUUGUUGAUGAAUCAUGACAGUUAAAGUGGUGUUGAUUAUUUUUUUUGUUUAAUAUAUUUUUUUAAUUUAGAAAAUGUCAAUUGGAGCAUUGACAUUACAUUGAAGGAUAAAUAAUAGGAAGACAUUCACUGGAGUAUAAUCUACAAGGACGCCAUAUGUAGAUUUUUUUAUUUUAUUAACAUGAAAUUAUGACUCAUGUUUUGUGGAAUAUAUAUAUAUAAAUAAAUUAAAAAUACAAAGAAUUAAUUAAUCAUGGAUUUUGUAAUUAUUUCGAUAAAUGGUAGAGAUGUAUCAAAUUCUAGUCAUGAAGAAGCUGUACGUUAUUUUGAAACAGCCCAAGAACCAAUAACAAUACAAGUACUACGUAAACAAUCAAAUCGUAUUAAUCAACAAAUUGAUACCAAAUUAAAUAACAAUGAGCCAAAAAAAUUAUUAAAUUAUACAACAACAAGUGUACAAACAGAACUUGUUGGUUUAAUAAAUGAUGAUUAUGUUGAUAAUUAUUAUGUAUUUGAAGAUGGUGAUGAUUAUGAUGAUGAUCAAGAUAAUGAAGAUGUUGAAGUUGAAGAAUAUGAUGAAAUGACAAAUAUACGUGAUUUUAAAUUACGUGAAGAUGUUUAUUUUGAAGAAGUUACAUUACGUAAAAGUACAAGUCAAGAAAAAUUAGGUUUAACUGUAUGUUAUAAUUAUUCAUGUGAAAAAGAUAAUAAUAAUUCUGAUACUGCUGAAGUAUAUAUAUCAGAAAUAUUAAAAGAUAGUUUAGCAUCACGUGAUGGUAGAUUACGUGAAGGUGAUCAAAUAUUACAAGUUAAUGGUAAAGAUAUUGAGAGUAAAGAACAAACUGAACGUGUAUUUUCACAAACUAAAAAUACAGUUGUUAUACUUGUUAGUAGAUGUUUAUAUCAAUCAUCAUUACAAAAUUCACCUGAUAAUGUACCAGCAUAUCAAAAUAGUAUGAUUGAAUUAUUAUUGCAACAUCAAAAACGUCAAUAUGAAAAUACUGCAUUGAAUGAUAAUAAUAAAUGUGAUACUGGUGUAUCAACAACAUCAACAACAACGACAACAACAACAACAGUAUCAUCAUCACCACCACCACCAGUUCCACCACAUAUUGGAAUAAAUAAUUCAUUAUUAUCAUCAACAUCAACAUCAUCAUCAUCACACAAUUCUCAUACAUCAAAUAAUAAAGAUACAAAUGAAUCAAUUAAAGAAUCAAUUAAAAAAAUUGAUGAUUUAACGUUAAAUAUAAAAACAAGAUCAACAUUACAUGGAAUAAAAAAUUUACAAACAUCAAGUGAUACUGAACAUAUUUAUGAAACAAUACCAGAAAGUGAUAAUGAGCCAAUUUAUUCAUCACCAUAUGAGAGUAAAUUAAAUAUACGUAAAAAUGAAACAUCAACAACAUCAACAUUAACAACAGCAACAACAACAACAACAACACAACAUGAACAUCGUAGUAGUAAAUCAUCAAAAAGUAAUAGUUCAAUUGAAGAAAAAGAUUCAUCAAGUGCUUAUAAUACUGGUGAAUCAUGUCACAGUAAUAAUCAACUUGUACUUGAACUACAAAAAUCAACAGAUUCACGUGAUAUACGUGGUAGUACAUUGGUACUAUGUACAUCAGAUAAUAAUACACCAACAACACCAAUUAAUUAUAAUCGUCCACCAAAUUGUGAUAUUGCUGAAAAUCAAAUUGUUAGAUCACUUCAAGCAUCAUUAUCAGCACCACAAUUUAAUAAUUCACAUAUUAUUGACAAUAAAAAAUUAACAAAUACAUGCCAAUAUAAUUGUUAUCAUCGUCCACAAUCACAAUAUCAAUAUUAUUAUCAUCAACCACAAUAUCAAUUAAAUACAAUCAAUAAUAAAAAUUUAAAUACAACAUGGAAUAAUAAUAAUAUAAAUAAUAAUCAUUAUGAUAAAGAUACAACAAGUAUUGGUAGUAGUGUUAUGUAUACAAAUGUUGAUAAUUUAGAACAAACAAUGAUGCUACAACAACAAAUAUUUACACAAGCAUUAAAUCGUAAAAAUAUAACAAAAGAUGAAAUAAUUGAUGAUAAUAAUGAUAAAUCAAAAGGUAAAUUUAGAGCACCAAAUUUAACACAAUAUCAUUUUAUUGGUAGUCAACAAGUUAGAAAAACAAAUACAUUAAAUAUGCCUGAGGAUAAAUGUGAUCCAAGAAUGGAAUGGAAAGUUAAAAGAAGACCAGAUGGUACAAGAUACAUUGUUAGACGACCAGUUAGAAAUAGAUUAUUAGAUAAUCGAACACUUGAAAUAUCAGAAGAAAGAGCUGGACAAACAACUGAAGAUGACACUGUCUCGGAAAUUAAAUUGGGACGUUAUUGGACAAAAGAAGAAAAAAAAAGACAUCUUGAACAGGCACGUCAACGUAAACAACGUCAUCAAGGAUUACUACGUCAACAAUUAAAACAACAUGAAGUAUUAAAUUGUGAUCAUGUUGUUGUUGUUGAUGAUGAUACAACACGUAAAUCAAGUAGUCAAGAUACUAGUGUUAAUAUUAAUCAAACAAAUCAUAAUAAAAUUGAUGAUAAUAUAAAUUGUGGAGGAAAUGGUAAGACAUCAAUUGGUCUAUUAUCAGUAACAACUGUUUAAUUAUUUAUUCAAAUACACAUGGUGUUUUUAUUUUUUUUUCUUUUAUUAUUAUUAUAUUUAUAUAUAAUGUUUUUUGUCAAUCUUGGUAUGUAUAACAUAUACCUAUAUCAAUGUACAUAAUAAUACAUAAUAUAUAUAAUUAUAAAACAAGCAAGGAAAAAAAGUUUAAAAAAA